Molecule: messenger RNA, 441 nt
Organism: Prunus armeniaca (apricot)
Lineage: Eukaryota; Viridiplantae; Streptophyta; Magnoliopsida; Rosales; Rosaceae
Source: the annotation of a GenBank genome assembly
AUGACGGACCAAUGUUAUGAACUCCAAGAUGAGAAUGAAGCAUUAAUUAGGCGAGGUCGUCUAAGCCAAUUUGUGGGUGAGAAGAAGCAAGCAGAGCAACAUGACAACGCACUAGAUAAGCAACCACGUGCUACGAAAGACAUCAAUGUUAUCUCAGGUGGAGCAACUCUAGCUAGGGACUCCAACAAAGCACGAAAUGAGUAUAAGCGACGUACCCAAGGCGGACUUGAGGCCCUCUCUAUUGGUCCAGGCUACUGGACUCCGAAGUCACCCAAGCUUUGGUACUCAACGAUCACCUUUAACAAGGACGAGGAAAGAGAUGUAAUUCACCCACAUGAUGACCCAUUCAUAAUCGAAGCUGAGAUCGCAAAUUGUUGUGUGAAACGGGUCGGCCAGCCUUAUGCUAUCUCCAAGCCUUCAUUGUCAGCCACAUGCUCUUGA